Molecule: messenger RNA, 2370 nt
Organism: Gastrolobium bilobum
Lineage: Eukaryota; Viridiplantae; Streptophyta; Magnoliopsida; Fabales; Fabaceae
Product: transmembrane 9 superfamily member 11
Exons: 2
Coding region: 147-2135 (662 amino acids)
Biological process (GO): protein localization to membrane
Cellular component (GO): membrane
Source: RefSeq, a predicted model, not a curated record
AGCUUCACCGCCUUUAUUACACGGUUUCCGCAUUUCUUUUCCAUCAAUUUUAGAUUCCCAGUGCUCGAAGAUCUCUUUUUAUGCCCUCAAACUCAAUUCCCACGCAGAUCUUCUUUCUCUUCCCUGAGAUCUGACGCAAAUCCCAUAUGAAUCGUCCAAAGAUGGAAUCUUUUCAUCAAUUUAGGUUGUGGGUCUUGGCUUUCUGCUUGAUAUUUCAAUCUGGGUAUGGAUUCUACCUUCCGGGUAGUUACCCCCACAAGUAUGCUAUUGGGGAUGACUUGUCGGUUAAGGUGAAUUCUCUUACUUCAAUUGAAACAGAGAUGCCCUUUAGCUAUUAUAGUUUACCCUUUUGUAAGCCUGAGGGUGGUGUCAAGGACAGUGCUGAGAAUCUUGGUGAGCUUCUCAUGGGGGAUCGGAUCGAGAACUCACCUUACAAGUUUAAGAUGUACACGAAUGAGUCUGAGGUAUUCUUGUGUAAAGUGGAUAAGUUGUCAGCAGAUCAGUUCAAGAUCUUGAAGGAGAGGAUUGAUGAGAUGUAUCAGGUUAAUCUGAUACUUGAUAAUUUACCCGCCAUUAGGUUUACCAAGAAGGAGGAGUACUUUCUGAGAUGGACUGGGUACCCUGUUGGUAUCAAGAUUCAGGAUGUGUAUUAUCUGUUUAACCAUCUCAAGUUCAAUGUUCUUGUUCAUAAGUAUGAGGAGACCAAUGUGGCUCGUGUUAUGGGAACUGGUGAUGCGGCUGAGAUGAUCCCGCCAGUUGGUAAGGAGGGAUCUGACAAGCCUGGAUACAUGGUUGUUGGGUUUGAGGUGAUACCUUGCAGUAUUAUGCAUAAUGCUGACUCUGUUAAAAGCUUGAAAAUGUAUAACAAAUACCCAUCUCCUAUCAAAUGUGAUCCAUCCACUGUGGCAAUGCCUGUCAAAGAAGGCCAGCCAAUUGUGUUCACCUAUGAGGUCACCUUUGAGGAGAGUGACAUCAAGUGGCCAUCUAGAUGGGAUGCCUACUUGAAAAUGGAGGGAGCCAAAGUGCAUUGGUUCUCUAUCCUCAAUUCACUUAUGGUGAUCACUUUUCUUGCUGGUAUUGUUCUUGUUAUCUUCCUGAGAACCGUUAGGAGGGAUCUGACCCGUUAUGAGGAGCUUGAUAAGGAGGCUCAAGCACAGAUGAAUGAAGAGUUAUCUGGUUGGAAGCUUGUUGUGGGGGAUGUUUUCCGUGCUCCAUCGAACCCUGCUUUGUUGUGCAUAAUGGUUGGGGAUGGAGUUCAGAUUCUUGGGAUGGCGGUUGUGACAAUAUUGUUUGCUGCACUUGGAUUCAUGUCACCUGCCUCUCGUGGAACACUUAUCUCAGGUAUGCUGUUUUUCUAUAUGAUACUUGGUGUUGCUGCUGGUUAUGUUGCAGUUCGGCUAUGGAGGACAAUUGGCUGUGGUGAUCAGAAGGGCUGGGUUUCAGUUGCAUGGAAGGCUGCAUGUUUCUUCCCUGGUAUUGCCUUUUUGAUCCUCACAACCUUGAACUUCCUAUUGUGGGGAAGCCACAGCACAGGAGCCAUUCCAAUUUCACUCUUUGCUAUACUGCUUUUGCUUUGGUUCUGCAUUUCUGUUCCACUUACCCUUGUUGGUGGGUACUUUGGAGCUAGGGCACCUCACAUUGAGUAUCCAGUUCGAACCAAUCAAAUACCUCGAGAAAUUCCCCAGCAGAGGUACCCAUCAUGGCUUUUAGUUCUAGGUGCUGGCACACUUCCAUUUGGUACCCUGUUUAUCGAGCUCUUCUUUAUCAUGUCCAGUAUUUGGAUGGGUCGUGUUUACUAUGUCUUUGGAUUUCUCUUCAUUGUUUUGAUUCUACUCGUGGUGGUUUGUGCUGAGGUAUCUCUUGUUCUAACCUAUAUGCACCUCUGUGUGGAGGAUUGGAGAUGGUGGUGGAAAUCAUUCUUUGCCUCCGGUUCUGUUGCCAUAUACAUCUUUUUAUACUCCAUAAACUAUCUUGUAUUUGAUCUCAAGAAUCUGAGUGGGCCUGUCUCUGCAACUCUCUACUUGGGAUAUUCACUCUUCAUGGUUCUAGCAAUCAUGUUGGCUACAGGCACAGUUGGGUUCCUCUCUUCAUUCUGGUUCGUGCAUUACUUGUUCUCUUCGGUCAAGUUGGAUUGAAGACUUAAACAGUGUCAAGAAUUAGCUCUGCAGAGUACAGUUUUUAUCGGGAGGACCCUUGGAAAUGUUCAAUUUACAUGUUACUUUAUUUCAGUUCAUUUUGUUAGGGAACGUAGUAAAUUUUAUAACAAAAUAAUUUUAUCCAGUUUUGCUUAAUUCAUUGUUAGAUGUAAUAUCAUUGCAUUCUGAAUACUGUACUUGGCCGUUGAUGUUGGGGAAUGUAAUUCAGAUCUUC